AUGUUCCAGGAAGACAGGUGUUUAGAGAAGUUGUACACGACAGCCAUAAGCGAACUCUGCAACCGCCAUGGGAUUCUCGUCAUCUUCGACGAGGUUAUGUGUGGAAUGGGGCGUGUAGGGACUUAUCACGCCUGGCAGAGCUUGGGAGGUGUUGCCCCUGAUCUCCAGGCCAUCGGCAAGGGUUUUUUGGGAGCCGGCUAUCAACCGUUAUCGGUGGUGCUUAUAGGCAAAAAGGUCUACGAUAUGUUUGAGGAGCAUUCAAGGCAGCCGAAAACAUUGGUCAGCGGCCAUAUGUUCCAGGGCCAUUCGAUGGAGUGCGCCGGUGCUCUCAUUGUACAGAAAAUUCUGGACCGUGAUAAUUUGAUCCUGAAUGUGAUGAAGAGGGGAUUGCUGCUUGAGUCCCUUUUGCCGGAGGGUCUGUUAUCAUAUAAGAAAGAGUAUGGUGUUAGUCUGCGUGGAUCACGGCUGUUCAGAACUGUGGACUCGUCUGUACUGAGGCAUCGCCGAUACGAACAGUCGACAUUACGACGGGAACAUCUACUACAACGCGCACGGUUCUCAUCACACUUGCGAUGCUGCUGUAGACAUUGUACACAACCUGUGUCAGAUGUUGGUUAUUGGCAAAUCCCUACAAGUGUUAUAAAUAAGACUAGAUAA
This is a messenger RNA of Histoplasma mississippiense, 657 nucleotides long. RefSeq lists its product with no specific name. Gene Ontology annotation, molecular function: pyridoxal phosphate binding; transaminase activity. NCBI's taxonomy places the organism in Eukaryota, Fungi, Ascomycota, Eurotiomycetes, Onygenales, Ajellomycetaceae. The coding region runs from base 1 to 657 and encodes 218 amino acids. Gene Ontology annotation, cellular component: cytosol. The record is from RefSeq and is a predicted model, not a curated record. The transcript is spliced from 3 exons.